UCCAAAUAUAACCUUUCUUGGCCCAGUGACGGACUUCAAGAGGAGGAGUUUGUCUCAGUUCAGCUCAGGACGGACUGAAGGACAAAACAAGCAGACAGGAGCAAAACUAAUAGGACAACAAAAACACCGAGCACCUGGAAAGAUGUCUCCAGCUGCUUUAGCUGCUCGUCGGCUGCUCGCAGCUGCGUCAGAAGCGAGCCACGAGGGAGGAGCGAGGACCUGGAAGAUCCUGACAUUCGUCAUGGCCUUGCCCGGCGUCGGGGUCUGCAUGGCCAACGCCUACUUGAAGAUGAAGGAUCACUCGCACGACCAGCCGGAGUUCGUGCACUACUCUCACCUGCGUAUCCGCACCAAAAGAUUCCCGUGGGGCGACGGAAACCACACUCUGUUCCACAACUCCCACGCCAACGCUCUUCCCGGCGGCUACGAGGACUCUGGUCACCACUGAGACGACCCGUUUUCUCAGCCGGACCUGCUUAUAAUUUACACGCCGACCAGAAUAAACGUUUGUACCUGA
Messenger RNA from Nematolebias whitei (Rio pearlfish), 517 nucleotides. Its product is annotated as cytochrome c oxidase subunit 6A, mitochondrial. Lineage: Eukaryota; Metazoa; Chordata; Actinopteri; Cyprinodontiformes; Rivulidae. Gene Ontology annotation, molecular function: enzyme regulator activity. Bases 143 to 448 code for a protein of 101 amino acids. The record is from RefSeq and is a predicted model, not a curated record. The transcript has 4 exons. Gene Ontology annotation, biological process: mitochondrial electron transport, cytochrome c to oxygen. Gene Ontology annotation, cellular component: mitochondrial inner membrane.